UUUCCCCCUCAGGCGAAUAGGGCCGUGAAGGGGAAGAGGGCGCCGCCGUCGCCGUGGUGCUGCUGCUGCUGCUGAAGCGGCGGCAGCCGGAGCAAGGCCUGCUCCCCGCUUUCCUCCCCGUGUGGCGCGGCUCUUAGGCCCGGGAGGACGGACUCCCCCCUCGCCCUCUCCCCCCCUCUCCGCCCUGUGCGGCGGCGGCGGUGGCGGCGGCGGGGAGGAGGAGCAGGUCGGGGGCGGAGGAAGCAGUAGUACAAAAUGUCAAAAAUUAGAAGGAAGGUCACAGUGGAAAAUACCAAGACCAUAUCUGAUAGCACAUCCAGAAGACCCAGUGUAUUUGAAAGACUUGGACCCAGCACUGGAAGUACUGCAGAGACACAGUGCCGUAACUGGCUGAAGACUGGCAACUGCCUCUAUGGGAACACAUGUAGAUUCGUACAUGGCCCUUCACCACGAGGUAAAGGCUUUAGCAGCAGUUACAGAAGGUCACCCGAAAGGCCUACAGGGGAUCUUCGGGAAAGAAUGAAGAAUAAGCGUCAAGAAAUUGAAGCUGAACCACAGAAGCAUAAUACAGAAGAGCAAUCUUCUCCUGUCAGGAAAGAGUCCUCCAGGGGGAGGCACAGGGGGAAGGAAGAUAUUAAAAUUACCAAGGAGAGAACUCCAGAAAGUGAAGAAGAAAAUCCCGACUGGGAAACAAACAGAGACGAUUCUGAUAACGGAGACGUUAACUACGAUUAUGACCACGAGCUUUCUUUGGAAAUGAAGCGUCAGAAGAUCCAGAGAGAGUUAAUGAAGCUUGAAGAAGAAAACAUGGAGAAAAGGGAGGAGAUAGUGAUUAAAAAGGAGAUUUCUCCAGAGGCUGUUGGGUCAAAAUUAUCCUCACCUUCACCCAGAAAAUCUAGCAAAUCUCCAAAACUGCGAUCAAGCCCCAAAUCUUCCUCCUCAACCGCUAAGAGGGAGAAAAAGACUUCUGCAGUUUCUUCACCCCUCUUGGACCAACAGAGGAGUUCGAAAACUAACCACAGUAAAAAGAAAGGUCCUCGUACGCCUAGUCCUCCACCGCCAAUACAAGAAGACACGGCACAAGGAAAGAAACAUAAGGAGAAACACAAAGCGAAAGAGCGGUUAGAAGAGAACCCAAGGGAGGUGAAAGAGAGAGGCCGUGACUUUGAAAGACACAAUAAAGAGAAAAAAGAGAAACAAAGAGAUCCCUCAGAAAGUUCUCAUAGACAGAGACGUUCGCCUAGUCCAGAAGAACAGUCUGGUAGUAAUUCUUCUCCUUCAAGAGAAUAUUCUCCUACUACAAGGAGAAGGCAAACAUCUUGGGCUCCAGCUAAAUCCAGCAGCCAUAAACAUUCCAUUUCGCCAUCUUGCAGGUCUGCCUCACCACCAACUCAGCACCAUUCUCCCGUGUCCUCAAGACAUCACUCUUCCUCAUCUCAGUCAGGUUCUUCCAUUCAGAGACGUUCUCCUUCGCCACGUCACAAAAGAACUCCUUCUCCCUCUUACAAAAGGACCGCUUCCCCACCUGUAGGCCGUUCCUCGUCUCCUUAUCCUCACCGAACCUCACCUUCUCAGCAAAAGCAGACACCUUCAAGGCAUCGUUCACCAGUGCGGGAGAGAAGCCGGCAUGAUCGUGAACGGAUUUCACAGUCGCAUGAUCGUGAACGGAUUUCACAGUCACAUGAUCGACGCCACGAAAGGAGGGAUGAGACGAGAGGAAAAAGGGGAAGAGAGAGAGACACUCGAGAGGAACGUGACUAUGACCAAGAACAGAGCGCUCCCAGGGAUCACAGAGACGAUCGAGAAUCGAGGGACGGGCGGGACCGGAGGGAAACCAGGGAUAACAGAGACCGUAGGGAUUUAAGAGAAUCUCGAGACACUCGAGACUCACGGGACACGAGGGGCUGUAGCAGAGACAAUAAAGAAGGUCGCGAUCAGAGAGACCUGCGUUCUGCACGGGACACCCAUGACUACAGAGACCGCGAGUGCCGAGACUCCCACAAAAAGGAAGAGCAGUAUUUGGAUGAAUCACGUAGCUAUGGAAGAAGCCAUGGCAGAGAAGAGAGCUCUCGUUCCGAAACGAGGACAGACUCGAGAAGUGAGAGUAGAAAUGAAUCUAGAACCUCUGGAAGAAGUAGAGGAAGAGGACCUGAAUUAUCGGACAAAGGUAGUCGAGGAGCAAGGGGAUCUCAGGUCGACAGCCACAACACCAGCAGCAGCUACCACGACAGCUGGGAAUCUCGGAGCAGUUAUCCCGACAGGGAUCGCUACGAAAACCGUGAGCACACGAGGGACUCUUCCUUUGAAAGAAGGCAUGGGGAAAGGGACAAGCGCGACAACAGAGAGAGAGAUCCAAGACCAAGCUCGCCAGUACGACACCAGGGAAGGAACGAUGACGUCGAACGUGAUGAAAGAUUAGAAGAGCGAAGGGGAGAUAGGGGUGAAGACCGAAGAGAUGAAAGACAGAGGGAGAGGGAGAGAGAGCGCGAACGCGAGCGAGAAAGGGAGCGCGAGAGAGAAGCUGAGCGUGAACGUGCCCGUGAGCGAGAACGCGAGAGAGAAAGGGAUAAUAAAGACAGGGAACGGGACAGGGAUCACGACAGAGAAAGAGAGCGGGAGAGGGAAAGAGAGAGGGAGCGAGAACGGGAGCGGGAAAGGGAAAGGGAACGAGAGCGUGAACGAGAGAGAGGGCGUGAAAGAGAGAAGGAAAGGGAGCGCCAGAGAGAGUGGGAGGACAAGGAGAGAGGAAGAGAAGAACGCAGAGACAAGCGAGAAGACAUCCGGGAAGAAAGGGCCACACGAGAUAGUCGCGAAGAGAGGAAGUCAAAAAAACGUCACAGAAAUGAAAGUAGCCCCAGCCCUCGUAAAUCACCUAAGCGCCGCCGUGAGCAUUCACCUGACAGCGAUGCCUAUAACAGUGGAGAAGACCAGAACGAAAAACGCAGAUUACUGAGUCAGGUUGUACGACCUCAGGAAUCGCGCUCACUUAGUCCUACACACCUUUCAGAAGACAAGCAGAGCCGGUGGAAAGACAGCGACCGAAAGCCGGAGAGAAAGGACAGCUCCAGACACUAUGAGGAAAGUGAUUUCAAGGAGCGGAGUUCUUCUUCUGGGGACAAGCAGCGAGAGCAGCGGGAGACCAACGAAAGUUCAAGGAGCCGGGUGCAAGAAAUCAUAAGCAACCGGGCUUCUGAAGAACGAGAGGCUGCUGACCAUGCGCAUGAAGAUAAGAAAAAAGUUAAAAUACAGAAAAAGGCCACAAAGAAGAAGAAAGAAGAUGACGUCGCACUGGAGCGCUUUGUUAGCGAGCCGGCUCCAGAGAAAGCCCAGGUCUUUUCUCCCAAGAAAGCGCAGAAAAAGAAGAGCACUGAAAAGAAGCGCAAAAGAUCGAAAGGAGAUUCGGAGGCUUCUGAUGAGGACAGCGGCCCACACCAGAAAAAGAAAAAAGGCCCAAGGACACCACCAGUAACCACCAGAGAGGAGCUGGUGGAAGCAGUGCCUGAGAAAUCUGUGGUUGUAGAAGCCGCGCCCAAGAGAGAGGACACAACGUUUAGCGACUGGUCGGAUGAGGACGUUCCAGAGCGUGGGGAAAGUAUUCUGGAGAGGAGUUCGGAGGAGCCCCACAGAACUAGCCAUCGCGCAAGGACUGAAGCUGUGGAGCCCCCUCACGUGGUUGAGGAGCCCCCUCACCAUAAACCUACUGAGGAGAAGAGAAGCAGCAGUCUUUGUAGCAAUCGGAGCCGUACCUCCAGUCGACUUCGCUCACCCUCCAAUGAUUCUGCGCAUCGUAGCGGAGAUGACCAGGCCGGCCUUAAGAAGAUCCUACAUAGCAGCGCUAGCGACAGAGAGAGAGAAAGGAGGUGUCUGGAAAUUGCCGGAGAGCGGAAGUCGAGAAUUGAUCAACUAAAACGAGGGGUUCCCAGCCGCAGCACCUCUUCAGAUCGACAGGAUUCAAGGAGCCACAGUUCCAGGCGAAGUUCUCCUGAAUCGGAUCGCCAAGGUCAUUCCAGAUCUGGGUCCUUUGACAGCAGGGAAAGGGUGCAGGAGAGAGACAGGCAUGAGCACGAUCGUGAACGGGAACGACGAGAGGCGAGGCAGAGAGAUUGGGACCGAGAUACAGCCAAAGACUGGUUAAGGAACAGAGAGCGGGACAGAAUUCGCGAACGAGAGAGACAGCGAGAAAAGCGAAGGGAUACAGAUCGUGAAAAGGAGAGGCUACUCCUGGAGAAUCCUGAGAGAGAUCGAGGUGCCAAUAUUUCCUCUCAAGCAGAGCUAUCCAAGCACAGUGAAACAAAACCGGGCAAGGAGCAUCCAGAAUUUGAGGUGAUCUAUUUGGACUCUACCUCCCUCGAGAAGGAAAGGCUAGAUAAAGACUUGGGACCUUUGCAAGGAUUCGAAGAUGGGGUUGAAGCUGAGAAAGUGGAACAUUUAGAAGGUGGGGAUGAUGAAGUCAAAAUAGAUGAUAUGCAGUCAAUGGGAUCCGGUGCUGGAGAAUAUGAGCCAAUUAGUGAUGAUGAACUGGAUGAAAUUUUGGCUGGUGAUGCUGAAAAGAGGGAGGAUCAACAGGACGAGGAGAAGAUGCCAGAUCCUGUGGAUGUAAUAGAUGUAGACUGGUCUAGUCUAAUGCCAAAGCAGCCCAAAGAGCCGCGAGAGCCCGGAGCUGCUCUUCUGAAAUUUACUCCCGGCGCUGUUAUGUUGAGAGUCGGCAUUUCCAAACAACUCGCUGGCCCUUCACUCUUCACCAAAAUUAAAGAAACAUGCCAGAGAACAAUAGAGAAGCCUAAAGAUGCCGAGAACUUAUUUGAGCAUGAAUUUGGGGCCCUGAACAUGGCUGCCCUGCUGCGAAAGGAAGAGCGAUCUGGCCUGCUGUGUAAUCUUGGUCCCUGUUGCAAGGCCCUGUGCUUUAGGAGAGACUCCGCAAUCCGCAAGCAGCUAGUCAAAAACGAAAAGGGCACAACCAAACAAACCUACACAAAUCCUCCAGUAGUAGACAACGAGUUACUUCGGUUGAGUCUACGGUUGUUUAAACGCAAGACUGUUCGCCAAGUUUCUGGACAAGAAAAGACAGAGGACACUAAGCUUCCACAACCGUAUAUCCCAGAAAUCUGCAUGUCCUGAGCUGGUCAGUGUCUCUGGCCUUUUCACUGUUUGAUAAUAGUUGAUGUUUCCAUCUUUAUUCCUGUGAAGAUGUAUGUUUGUGCUAGAAGAGGAAAACACCUUCCAUACGUACAGUGUGCAUUACGAGAUGGGAUAACAAAGAAGGUUGUUUGUACAACAGUUCAAAGACCUUUCUGUUUGGUUCACUGCAUGUUUUUAGUACAUCUAACAACAGAUCUUAUUUAAGAACUCACUUGUAUUUAAGUGUGUGAAGAUGUCCAUUUUUGGAGACUUGUUUUGUCACCUGCUAUUAAAUUUUUAAGAAAAAAACAUGAGAUUUUUAAAAAAGGCUUGUGUAUAAAGUUUCUUCUGCAAAAUUUUCUUAUCAAUGAGAUUUUUUACAUUUAGUGCAAAGCUGUGCCACGUUUAGUCUGUAGCAUUCAUGUCAAAAAUACAACCACAUAAAGUCUUGUUUUCUCAAUGUGU
Podarcis muralis (Common wall lizard) is the source of this 5583-nucleotide messenger RNA. The record is from RefSeq and is a predicted model, not a curated record. NCBI's taxonomy places the organism in Eukaryota, Metazoa, Chordata, Lepidosauria, Squamata, Lacertidae.